AACAUCGAGUUAACGACGUCGUGAAUUGUGUCGUUUUGACAAAUACUACCUUCCAAGUUUUUGCAAUCUUUUCUGGCGCUAGUGAAAAGCGGGAAGAUGAUGAAGAGGAAGAGAGAAGAGAAGGAGUGUAUGGAUAUCGUGUGGCAAACCCCAGCAAAUCCCCCGCUACCGCAAGACUACAUCUUCCGAAACGGAACUCGAUACGUUAGACCAUACUACUUCGAAUUUAUCGCUCAUGUAAAAAACCGUUGGGCGGGGAAAACUAUUGUUGAUUUGUUCGCUGAGGAGUUUAAAGGUCGACCUUAUGAAUAUUAUGUUAGUGCUGUAAAAUGUGGAAGGAUUCAAGUUGAUGGUGAAAUGGUUCCGGUUUCAUACUUAGUUAAAUCAUCUCAAAAGAUUAGCCAUUUUUUACACAGGCAUGAACCACCUGUAAUGGCUUGUGAUGUUCCUAUUCUUCAUAAAGAACCAGAUGUGCUAACUAUUUGUAAGCCGGCAUCUGUCCCUGUUCAUCCAUGUGGUCAAUAUCGUAAGAACACUGUUGUUGGCAUCCUUCAAGCAGAGCAUGGGCUGGCACCUCUGUUUCCUGUUCAUCGACUGGAUCGCCUUGUUUCUGGACUUCUUAUUUUGGCCAGAAAUGGAACAAAAGCUGAUAUCUUUAGGCAACAGAUUGAAGCUGGUUUAGUCAAGAAACAGUAUAUAGCAAAAGUAGUUGGAGAAUUUCCCAAGGAUGAGCUAAUUGUUGAUGCCAAUAUAGACUAUAAUCCUCGAGAAGGAAGGAGCACAGCAGAGGUCAGGGACUCUGCCAAGGGGAAGGUUGCCUCUACAAAAUUUACUCGGAUUAUUUCCAACGGUACUCAUAGUAUUGUUUCAUGUGAACCUGUUACUGGCCGCACUCAUCAGAUACGUGUUCAUUUACAGUAUUCUGGACACCCAAUAGCCAAUGACAUGCUGUACAUCUCAGAACAAACUGUUGACCGAUCUAUUAAUGGGUCAACGGCUGAUAGAUCAGCUCGCAUAGCUGAUGCUUCCCUGACAUCAAAUUUUAGUGAAGAAGUACCUAAUGAUUGUCAAGAAAAUUCCAAUGGUGAUUUUGGCUUUGAUCCCAUGUGCACAAACUGUCCAAAUUUGGCUCCCAAAGGAUAUGAUGGCAAUGAAGAAGGUUUGUGGUUACAUUGUUUCCGUUACUCUGGACCUGGAUGGACGUAUGAAUGCCCAUAUCCUGAUUGGGCGAAACUUUAGCUAGAUAUGGCUUGAAAUAUAUUUUUCAUGGAGCACUGCAAUCAAAUAUGCAGCAGCACUUGAAAUACACUUUGGUUGAUUUAUACAUCAUGGAAGUUUUUCUUAAGGAGAUGAAAUAGAAUAGUCGCUAUUAUUCUUUAUUCCCUUUCAUAGCGAGUGAAAGGAUGUAUGGAUGAUAUGUUUUGUAUUUCAAGAUGACCACAUAUUUUGUUGGUGCAAGUGUAACUAACUCUCAAUUUUGGUCAAACCAUGUCUUAACUAAACUUGAAUGCAUUGCAUUUGUCGAGGUAAUGGGUGGAACACAGAAGCCAAGUUUUAUAAGAACUACUUUGUUGUAACAGCUGCCUGUAAUCUGGAGCUUAUGGAUCAAUUUCAAAAGCAGGAUGCAGUGUUUGUGAUUGUCACGUUUUAUUUAUUUGAAAACGGUCUUUGCCUCUGUUUCCUAGUAUGUAUUAUAGGAUGAAGAGUUUGAUAUAGCAGCUCUACAACCAACUUCAAUCCUAUGUUGUAAAAGUCAAAUUGUAGAUGAUGUUGUUGAGGUUUAAUUACUUAGUUAAUUAAUUUUAGUUAA
Messenger RNA from Cicer arietinum (chickpea), 1810 nucleotides. RefSeq names its product RNA pseudouridine synthase 7. Lineage: Eukaryota; Viridiplantae; Streptophyta; Magnoliopsida; Fabales; Fabaceae. The record is from RefSeq and is a predicted model, not a curated record. Gene Ontology annotation, biological process: enzyme-directed rRNA pseudouridine synthesis. Gene Ontology annotation, molecular function: pseudouridine synthase activity; RNA binding.